Molecule: messenger RNA, 1203 nt
Organism: Leptopilina heterotoma
Lineage: Eukaryota; Metazoa; Arthropoda; Insecta; Hymenoptera; Figitidae
Exons: 3
Coding region: 163-687 (174 amino acids)
Source: RefSeq, a predicted model, not a curated record
UCUAUGAUCUAUACUACUAUAAAACUAUAUUUAGUGUAUUUUCUUUUAAUGUUAUUGAAAUUAAAUGAAAUUAAUUUGAAUUAAUUAAUUACAAUUAAAAUCAUAGCUAUUAACUAUUUAAUUUUAAGGGACCCUGAAGCUGCAGUUGAUGUCACUUUUUGCAUGGUUGAAAGAAACAUGUACAAAUGGCGUGAAAGAACAUUACCUCCAUUGCCUCCUGUUCCGCAGUCUGUGCAACAAUUGUCCGAUAUUUUAAAUUCAGAAGAAUACAAUGAAUGGACACGAUUUAAUGGGGGAUCUUUUACAGUAUCACCAAUUACUGAUAAUAACCAGUUUACUUCAGUAAUUUUUAUAGAUGUCCCGUUUGCCAGAGAAAUAAUUGCGAAUAAUGAUGUUCUUUAUUGUGAUGCUACAUACAAAGUCAAACCUACGAUCACGGAUGCAUACCAGCUGCUAACAUUUAUGAUAAAAUUCAACCAUGGGUUUCCAAUCAGCUAUGCAUUAAUGGAGAGUAAAAGCCAAUCAGCUUAUGAAACAGUUUUGACAGAGGUACGAAGGGUCCUUCCGCAAUUAAACGUUACAGCGGUCAUGACAGAUUUCGAAAUUGCACUACAAAACGCAAUACAAGAACAUUUCCCUGAAUCUGAAGCACGUAGGUGUUUCUUUCAUUAUAUUAAGAAAAACUAAAAGACUUUCAAAGUGGCUUGAGGUAUGAUUAUAAAUCAUUGUCUGAAGGCAAACGAAUAACAAGGCCGGAAAAAAAGAUUACGUUGAUGAGAGACGAAUUCGUUAUUCGUCAGUGGAACGAUUUGGAUGAACAACAUCCGCCCACUGGAUUAGAAUUUGUUAAUCGCAUUGUAGAGUUUAAUGCAAAUCCAAUCGACGAAUAUAUAAAUCUAUUUGCACUUUAAUCUCUUUUCAAAUUCUAGACGUCGAAUUACGCUCUUUUUGUUUAAUUAUGUAUUGAAUUUGCAGUUAAACUGUGUCAUGUUAUUAAACAAAACAAAAUAAGUUUGAAAGGCUAAGUUUACGCGUGUAACUCCUUAACAUUUACUCUUUACAUACAAAAAAUCAUUAUAAUAAUCAUCUUCCAAUCAUUUCACUUAUUGUAUAAAAAAGAAAAUGUACUUUUGUUAAAUUGUUAAAUAAAAUUUAAUAACAAAAUUUGCAUUCCUAAUUUGUUCAAAUUAUGCUCAUGUUUGA